AUGACAGAAGAUGAAACGUUCUUUAGACGAGCUGCCGAAGCUAUCGUUGCCACAACUCUCAAUUCUGCAAACGUAGAUCCUACUAUAAGAGAAUUGUUAAAACGAAUAACGGUAAAUACAGAUGUUGAUAUUUUUAAUAUUAAAAGGGAUGCAAAUGAUCAAGGUAAUGAUGAUAUAGUUUUACAAGAAACUACUGAGGUUUCAUAUAUAACAGAAAAGUCAACACGUUUAGAAUCAUUGAUUACCGCUGGAGUUCCUAAUAAAACUCAAGCAAUGGAUAACGCUUCUGUAUUAUUGGAUUUUUAUACUGGUUCAACAGUAAGUACUAUUAAGGAUAAAAAAGACACCCAUUUGAAAAAUGUAUCAGAUAAUAGAUUGCAUCAACCUAGAAAAUUUAAUGAAUUAGCACAUACUCAAAUAUUCAAUAACGAUAAUGAUAAUCAUAGUGUCAAUACCACCACAAGUAAUAAUCCAUCUGAUAUAGACACCAGACCAUGGAAAAAAGUGAAAUCUUUAGAGGGUCAACGUGAAGGGAAAGAAUACCCUUGUAAUAAAUGUCAUUUAAUAUUUGGUAGGAUUUCGGACUUGAGGAGACAUGAAAAGGCACAUCUACCGAUUUUACCAAAUAUUUGUUCUCAAUGUGGUAAAGGCUUUGCAAGAAAGGAUGCACUUAGACGACAUUUUGAUACUUUAACUUGUAAAAGAAAUCGAAGUAAAUUAUUAAGUAUUGGGGAUGCAGACAUUAGUCGGAUUAUACAAGGUCCAAAGAGAAAUGGCAAAUGA
Messenger RNA from Maudiozyma barnettii, 783 nucleotides. RefSeq names its product Met32p (gene MET32). The record is from RefSeq and is a predicted model, not a curated record. NCBI's taxonomy places the organism in Eukaryota, Fungi, Ascomycota, Saccharomycetes, Saccharomycetales, Saccharomycetaceae. The transcript has a single exon. The coding region runs from base 1 to 783 and encodes 260 amino acids.